Messenger RNA from Andrographis paniculata, 6959 nucleotides. RefSeq lists its product as uncharacterized. Gene Ontology annotation, biological process: tRNA methylation. Lineage: Eukaryota; Viridiplantae; Streptophyta; Magnoliopsida; Lamiales; Acanthaceae. Gene Ontology annotation, cellular component: cytosol. The coding region runs from base 109 to 6699 and encodes 2196 amino acids. The record is from RefSeq and is a predicted model, not a curated record. The transcript has 5 exons.
UUAAAUUACUAGUUUUGUUCGUACGCUGUAAGCCCUAAACCCUAACGCCUCCCGCCGCCGGCCGGCCGCCGCGACGAUUUUGGCCUAAUCAUUCCUGCUCCAGCAACCAUGUCAGCCAAAUGGCGUGCGAUACAGCACCGCCACCGCUAUACUUACAGCGCCGUCGUGUUCCCGCCGGAGUUUAUUCUGGCACUCAAUCAAGCGCCUCAUGCCUCUCCUUUCUUUGAUGAAUUGAAGCGCCUAAUCUCACUCAGCUCCACUUAUGCGCAGCUAGAACACGCCAAGAAAGUUGCCGCAGAGUUUUCGAAGUUACUCUCCGACCCGACCUCUGAUGAGAAAUUGAUUUCUAGCGCUGUCAGAUUUUAUUUAGAAAUCCUUCUUCUAGAAAACUCGUUACCUUUGCAUAGGACUCUAGCGUCGGUCUUGGCAAAGUGCAAGAACUUUCGGAGUUUAAUUGAGCAAUGUUUCCGGCAGCUGUGCGAGGAGUAUGGCGGCGGCGAGAGCGGGAGAAAUGGGAAAAAGAGAUUCUGCGUUUCACGGGCUGCGCUGUCGAUGAUGAGCACACCUAAAUUAGGAUAUUUAGUACAAGUUGUCGAACAGUGCGCGGUUCUGGUGGCUUUGGAUGUGGUUCUAGGGCUGCACAGCGUUGUUACUGAAACAAAUGAGUUGUCAAGGCCUUCCCCCAUUGUUAUGGAGCAAUGCCAGGAAGCACUAUCAUGUUUGUAUUACUUGCUUCAACGCUUCCCCGACCAGUUUUCUAAUGCAGGAGCCAAACAUCACGAGUUGGGUUUGAUUGAUGGAAGUGUCUUGGAAAUGGCUUUCUCAAAUAUUUUGAUAAUUCUGAGGUCGCAGGGAUUUUCAAGGGACUGUUUUGUGGCAGCUGGUGUGAGUUUCUUUGCUGCCUUGCAGGUGUGUUUGUCUCCGGAUGAACUUGGUUUGUUUAUAAUGGAAGGCUUUUUUCAUCAGACAAAUGUUGCUCAUUCUACUAUUGAACUUAAUGCUGUUUUAGGUAAAGCUAUGCCGUAUAAGGGUGAUUUGGUUGGCGAAAUUUCUAAAUGUUCAGCAUUGAGUAGGCUUUGUUUGAUCAGAGGAAUCCUGACGGCAGUUUCAAGAACUGUUCUUAAUAACCUUUUUGUUUUGAGUAAUGAUUCACUGAGUGGCUGUACAGAUGUUAGAGAUGGUGAUUGCUCGGUGAAGACCAUUCUCUAUGAUGCUAUAUUGCCUGAGUUAUGUAGCUUUGCUGAAAACCCUACUGAUAGUCAUUCUAAUUUUCAUGCAUUAACUGUGAUGCAAAUAUGCCUGCAGCAGAUAAAAACAUUGCUACACAGUGAUACUGAUGGAGUUUUGGAUGGUUAUGAUCCUAUCCCUGAGGAGAUGGGAGGAAGGAUAUUAAAGAUUGUAUGGAAUAACUUGGAAGAUCCUUUAAGUCAAACUGUUAAACAAGUACACCUUAUCUUUGACUUAUAUUUAGAUAUCUUGUCUAGCCUCCCGUGGGCGGAGGGUAGUGAAACUACAAAGUUGUUCUUGAGGAAGAUUGCUUCUGAUCUUCUUUGUCUGGGGCCACGUUGCAAAGGAAGAUAUGUUCCUUUAGCUUCAGUUACAAGGAGGUUAGGGGCUAAGGCAGUACUAAACAUGAAUCCUGACCUGGUGUUUGAAACGGCAAAUGCAUACAUUGAUGAUGAUGUGUGCUGUGCUGCUACUACAUUUUUGAAGUGUUUCUUGGAGUGUUUGAGAGAUGAGUAUUGGAGUAGUGAUGGUGUUAACAAUGGAUAUACAAAAUACAGAAGUCAUUGCUUACCUCCAUUUCUGCAUGGACUUGCUUGUGGUGUGGCAAAGCUACGCUCCAACUUGAGCACUUAUGCGUUGCCUGUGUUACUAGAACUAGAUGUAGACUGUAUAUUUAAUAUGCUUGCAUUAAUUGGGACAGAGUGGGAUGAUGGUCCAUUGUUUGAUUAUACUGAAAUCAGUUCUUCCUGUCUGGAUCUCCAACUGGAACAACAAAUUUCUGUUUUGAUAUCUUUACUGAAGGUUUCACGUGUACUUGCAUUGAUGGAAGGAGACAUUGAGUUGUAUGAAAAUGAAAUUUCACCCAUGUCAUCCAAAGGAGCAGUGCUUGAUGUGGAAGAUUGCAAUUUUCAGUGUGUUGUUAAUAUAAAGAAUACCAGUGUUAAAGUUCCUGUGAAGUGGCUUAUAUUAGCUUUGACCCACUUGGAUGAGUCUCUCCGUAUGGAUGCAGCUGAAACUCUAUUUUUGAACCCCAAGACUGCUCAUCUUCCUUCUUCGUUGGAACUUAUUUUGAUGAGACAAGCCAUUCCACUAAACAUGAGAUGUUCUUCUAGUGCUUUUCAAAUGAAGUGGAAUAGUCUGUUCAGAAAGUUCUUUUCUCGGGUUCGAACCGCAUUGGAGAGGCAACUGAAGCAGGGCACAUGGAAUCCUCAUGCUUCUGGAGAUGUGAAUGGACUCUGCAUAGAUACAGGAGCUGAAAAUCCAAUAAAACUCAGGGCCAAGAAUCUCUUCAAUUUCACAAAAUGGUUGAGCUGUUUCUUAUUUUUUUCCUGUUACCCUUCUGCUCCAUAUGAGAGAAAGAUAAUGGCUAUGGAUCUCCUAUUAGUAAUGCUAAAUGUUUGGCCUCUGGGAAAUGAGGAUGCACUGAAUCCUUACAGCAAAAGUUUUACUUCACCCAAUUCAACUUUGCAGCUAGUUGGAUCGAUUGUGGAUAGUUGGGAUCGACUGAGAGUGAGUUCAUUUCGUAUUUUACUUAAUUUUCCAACCCUUCUUCCUGGGUUCGCUGGUCCAGACUUGGUCAGGGAGGCAAUUAUUUGGGCGAAAAAGCUAGUCUGCAGUCCCCGUGUCCGAGAAAGUGAUGCUGGAGCUCUAACCCUUCGGCUUUUUUUUAGGAAGUAUGUCGAAGAACUAGGUUGGAUUGUUGAACCAUCAAGCAAUGUCGUUUCUUUAGCUUCAGCGGCCAACCUUCCAAAUGGGUCUGGUCGAAAUGGCAAGUCAAACUCUCCUGUUGUGAGUUAUGUGAUAUCACUUAUUGAUUGGUUGCUUUCUUCUGUAGAAGAUGCUGAAAAGAAUCUUUUAGAAGCAUGCAAGAAUAGUUUUGUGCAUGGCAUAUUGCUCACACUCCGAUAUACAUUCGAAGAACUUGAUUGGGAUUCUAAUGUGUUUUUGGAUAGCUUUGCUGACAUGAAGCAUGCACUAGAAAGGCUCUUGGAAUUAGUCAUGCGAAUUACAUCCUUGGCCCUUUGGGUAGUCUCUGCUGAUGCAUGGCACAUACCUGAAGAUAUGGAAGAAAUGGUGGAUGAGGAGUCAUUUCUUUUGGAAAGUCCAGAUGAGAUUGAUUCAUCUGGCCAGAAAUUGCAGAGCUCAGAUGAAGAUAAAAAUGGUGCGGAUGAGAUCAGGUCAUCUGAACAGAUUGUUAUGGUUGGGUGUUGGCUUGCCAUGAAAGAGUUGAGCCUUCUACUGGGAACCUUAACCAGAAAAGUUCCUUUGCCUACUUCUGGUGAUUUGAAGAACACGGUGAACACCACAACUGAUGAAUAUCUUCCAGUAUCCGAUGGGAUGCUUAAUCUUAAGCAACUCGAGACAAUAGGCAACCAUUUUCUAGAAGUCCUUGUCAAGAUGAAACAUAAUGGUGCAAUCGACAAGACAAGGGCUGGGUUCACUGCACUUUGCAACCGAUUGCUUUGCUCGGAUGAUUCAAGGCUAUGUAAGUUGACUGAAUCUUGGAUGGAGAAACUGAUGGAAAGAACUGUGGCCAAGGGACAGACAGUGGAUGAUCUGUUGAGAAGAAGUGCUGGCAUUCCUGCUGCAUUUAUUGCAUUUUUUCUUUCAGAGCCAGAGGGAACACCGAAGAGACUACUCCCAAAGGCAUUAUACUGGCUAAUUGAUGUAAUUAAGGAGUCUUUAGCUAAUCAACACAAUGCAAUGUGCGAUACCAAUAACAUAUGCAGAUCAAAGUCAAGCCAGGAAACCAGUUGUACCCCUCUUCCUGGUACAAAUAGUGAAUUGUCAAAGUUUCGGGAUGAAGGUGUUGUACCUACUGUGCAUGCUUUCAAUGUGCUUAGGGCAGCUUUUAAUGAUACAAACCUAGCCACUGAUACCUCAGGCUUCUGUGCUGAGGCUUUGAUAUUGGCUGUACGCUCAUUCUCUUCUCCGUACUGGGAGGUUCGUAACAGUGCUUGCCUGGCAUAUACUGCUUUGGUACGGCGCAUGGUUGGAUUUCUUAACAUACAGAAAAGAGAAUCUGCAAGGCGAGCUAUAACUGGCCUUGAAUUUUUUCACCGGUACCCUGCAUUGCACCCAUUUUUGUUCAACGAACUGCAAGUGGCUACUGCAUUGCUUUUGAAUGGAUCAUCGGAACAGUUGAAGUCUAAUUCCAACCUGAUAAAUGUUGUCCAUCCCAGCUUAUGUCCAAUGUUGAUAUUAUUGUCACGUCUUAAACCCUCACCUCUUUCAAGCGAAACUGGAGACCCUUUGGACCCUUUCCUCUUUAUGCCUUUCAUCAGGAGGUGUGCUGUCCAGAGAAAUUUUCGGAUUCGUGUGCUUGCAUCUGGAGCUUUGGUGGGUCUGGUUUCCAAUGAAAAACUGCAAGAGGUUAUGCUCAAUAUCGCCUCAGAGUUACCAUGUGAAGAAAUCCAUAACAGAACUUCGGAUUCAUCAACUACCUCAGACUCAGCAAACAAUAUGCCCUUUUCUUUCAAUGCAAUUCAUGGAAUGUUGCUACAGCUGAACGCUCUUGUCGACAUCAAUUGCAGAAACCUGGCUGACUCCUCUAAACAGGAUAAAGUUCUCCACAAACUUGGUGAAAUCUUAGCAGCCCGCCAAUGGAUUGGAAGACCACAAUGGUGUCCCUGCCCCAUCUUGAAUAGCUCCAUGCUAAAAGUUCUCGAUAAUAUGCUCAGCAUUGCAAGAUCCUGCCAAGGGCAACAAAGUGCUGGUGUCAUAUGGAGCCUCCUCUGGGAGUUAUCCUCAGAAUGCCUUGAUUUAGAACAUGCUUCUGGCUGGUCAUAUUUUGAUCCGACUAUUCAAGAGCUUCGUAAGCAGGCUGCCACAUCCUAUUUCAAUUGUGUUUUGCAAACAUCAAAAGAUGCAGCAGAGGAUGUUGUUCUAGCACGUAGGCUUUUCUCUUUGCCUUCUCCUUCAUCAAGAAUAGUUGGAGUGGAGGUUGCCUUCACUGGGUUCCAAGAGAGAUUGAUCCGCUCCAUGUCUGAUGCAUCAUAUGAAGUAAGGAUUGCUACACUAAAGUGGCUUUAUUUGUUCUUGAAGGGGAAAGAGUUGUCUGGCGACUGCUAUGAGGAUCCAUUCUAUUGUGAGGCUAUGAACAUAUUGUUGGCCAAUAUCAAUCUUCAAGACACACUGACAAAGCUUAUGGCUUCUGAGAAACACCACAAAUGCAUGCGUUACCUUGUCAAAAUCCUCUACAUUUGGAACUCACUUGAAUUUCAAGGUGAGAGCCAACCAAGUUCAGGACCGAGAUAUAUUUGGAGUAUGGACUGGGUGUUUGUAUUCCAUUUAUGGAAGCAGUUGGUUUCCCUGCUUGCGAUCACAAGGCAUGCAAAGACUCGAGAAUCACUCAUCUGCAUCUUGGGGAUAUGCAUCAAGCAAAUUUCAAACUUAUAUCUGAGCUCUAUUUCUGAAAUGGGUAAAUCAACCGGGCCAAUCCAAGUAGAUCAAAGUAGUUCAUUUUCUGAUUUCUAUGAUUCGUUGAGUUACUUUGUGAAACUCAUUGAACGAAAAAGUGAUGCAUCAGAGCCAGUAAACAUGCGAAAGGCAGCUGCGGAAUCUUUGGUUGCCUCUGGUCUGCUGGCCCAUGCAGAUGUUCUCGGUCCCUUAGUUUCCAGCUACCCAGUUUCUGAUAGAAAUAUUCUUUCAAGUUUAAAGUCAGAAGAGUCCAUUGGACUGUUUGCGCAUAAGGUACUUGAUCUAUGGGUGACAUGUAUAAAGCUUCUUGAAGAUGAAGAUGUGGGCAUCAGGAAGAGACUUGCUUUAGACGUCCAGAAGCAUUUCCUAUCUAUAAUAACAAAUCAAAACAGUGGUCCUUCUGUGUCUUCCUGCCAAGUUGAGAAAGUGAUUGAAUCAUGUUUCAAAUAUUUGUCGAGUGUGUUUGGUGCGUGGCUCGAUUAUCUGGAUUAUCUGUGUGGCUGGGUCAUGAAUACUGCCAACAAUGCGAACUACACUGUGUCAGGCGACCUUGUCAGACGUGUUUUUGACAAGGAGAUUGAUAACUAUCAUGAAGAGAAGCUGUUGAUAUGUCAGAUUUGCUGCUCACAGAUAGAAGAUGUUCAGAUUUCAAAACCCAAGGCAAGGGAUCUUUUAUACAAAUGGAGAAGCAGGUUUUUCGAACAGUUGAUGCGUUUCAUCCACGAGCAUAUGGGGAAAGGGGAGAGUGCCGACUGGAUUGGCGGAGUUUGCAAUCACAAGGAUGCAUUUCUACCUUUGUAUGCAAAUUUGCUUGCAUUUUGUGCCCUGUCUAACUGCAUCUUGAAGAUGGAACCAGAGAGUAGCUAUCAGAUGAUGAUGGAAGUGUCUGCCCUUGAGGACGCUAUUCGCCCCUUCCUCGGCAACCCCUUGAUCUCCAACUUGUAUGCCAUAGUCAUCAACUCUUUGGGUGAAAGUGCUGCUAAUCUAAGCCAGAAGUGGAAAGACAGCAAUUCCAUUUGGGUCGAAUUCAAUCCUUAUUUUCUACUAAAGUGAAGACAAUUAUUGUUGUACCAUGAUAUACAUACUUGUCAUUAACGUAACCUCCAAUCAGUAGAAAAAUAUAUAAUAGCACUGUACUUACUGGCUGCAGUCAAUAUUGGGACUGAUGGAAACCCCGACAGAAACUCCACACUUUGAGGCGAGGCUGGAGGCUACAUCGGGCUGCACGUUGAAGGUGGCCGCAGCAGCCUUCAUGCAACGGCAGGCCUCCUGUCUGUCCUGCGGGGACCGAAGGCCGCCGGAAAGGGUCUUCA